Durio zibethinus is the source of this 2176-nucleotide messenger RNA. RefSeq names its product putative xyloglucan endotransglucosylase/hydrolase protein 33. Gene Ontology annotation, biological process: xyloglucan metabolic process; cell wall biogenesis. The record is from RefSeq and is a predicted model, not a curated record. Lineage: Eukaryota; Viridiplantae; Streptophyta; Magnoliopsida; Malvales; Malvaceae. Gene Ontology annotation, cellular component: apoplast; cell wall. Gene Ontology annotation, molecular function: xyloglucan:xyloglucosyl transferase activity; hydrolase activity, hydrolyzing O-glycosyl compounds.
GCCAAGCGGGAUGGCAAAUGGGUUAAAGGAAACUGGAUAUUGGAUAUAGUCCCGUAGCCAACAAACAGCGGUAUCCAACCUUGCUUUUGCAAUGCAUAUUUGCCUGCGUGGCCAACAAGUUUAUUCUUUUGUCUGCUUCACUCAGGCUAGAAAUGCUAGUGAUAUGCUACAGCCGCCUAGAUUGUCGUUAAUGAGCGUAUCAAAAUCAAACUGCGGUCCCAAAAGGCAAAAUCCCAGUUGGAAGAAACUGAAAAUACUAAAAGGUAUGAGAAAACUCAAAGACGCCUAUUUCUUUUUUAGUCUCCAACGCCUAAACCAGGAAAACAAACCCACCUCAUUACAGACAAACAAGUUGUUCUUCGUCCAGGCCCAUGAGAAUCUUUGGACCACACCCAGAUGUGCUGAUUUUUUUACACCCCAAAGAACUGUUUAAAUUUGUUUCUUUUUACUUUUCUUUCAAUUGAAGCUUGAAGAAAGCCUAACGACUCCGAAAAGGAAAUGAAAAAGAAGUGGAAAAAAAGAAAAGAAUUAGCUUUAAAGCUUCUGGUUUAGGGCCCAUCAACUUUAGUAAGUGUUGAAAUCAAAUGGUCCAACUUUUUGAGCAGUGCCACGUGAUGUGUGCCAAACAUCUCAAAAUCAACCCACAUGAAUGCACGGUAUCACUGUCACGGAUCCCACAUACACAGAAAGAGACCCGGAAAGGUUGGGCGCCAGCUAGAAACAACUAAGCUUAGAAUUUAGAUUACGCUUUUUCCUUCCGUAUAUAACCAAAUCUAAUCUCUUUUCCUUCAUAUCAUCAAUCUAGAGAGAAACAUGGCUAUAUUGCAACAUUUUUUGUUUCUCUGUCUCUCAUUGUUUUGCAUGACGAGUGUGGUUUCUUCACACAGCAGGCAUUACACCACUCCCAGCGUUCCACGUUUAACUGACUUGUUUAGUCAUGUCUCAGUUGAUAAAAGUUUUUCUAACUCUUUUGGUGGACCAAAUAUCAAGCUUAUGAACAAUGGUUCCAUGGCAACUCUUGCUCUAGACAAAACCUCAGGGUCAGGAUUGGCUUCCAGGAACAAAUAUUACCAUGGAUUUUUCAAUGCAGCAAUAAAGUUGCCUGCAGGUUUCACAUCUGGAGUUGUGGUUGCCUUCUAUUUGUCUAAUGCAGACACGUAUCCUCAUAGCCAUGAUGAGAUUGAUAUUGAACUGCUUGGCCAUGAUAAGAGAAUUGAUUGGGUCCUCCAAACAAAUGUCUAUGCAAAUGGAGUCAGCACCGGUAGAGAAGAGAAAUUUUAUUUCUGGUUUGAUCCAACACUGGAGCACCAUUACUACAGCAUUCUUUGGAACAGCCACCAUAUAGUGUUCCUUGUGGAUAAUAUACCAGUGAGAGAGUUCCCAAAUACAGGCAAAUUCUCUACCGCAUAUCCAUCAAAGCCAAUGUCGCUUUAUGUAACCAUAUGGGAUGGGUCGCAAUGGGCAACUCAUGGAGGGAAAUACCCAGUCAAUUACAAGUAUGCUCCAUUUGUUGCUUCAUUUAUGGACAUGGAAAUGGCUGGCUGUAUUUCAAAUCCUACGCAGCCUGGUUCAUCUUGUUCCAACGCCAAUCUUUCAAGCAUUAACCCUGUCGAAGGACCUGACUUCGUUAAGCUAUCAAAUCAACAGAUAACCGCCAUGGAUUGGGCAAGAAGGAAGCUCAUGUUCUACUCAUACUGUAAAGAUACAUCCAGAUUUAAAGUCUUACCUCCAGAAUGCAAGUAAUUAAAAUGUGAUUCUAUUAUAUAGAUACAUUAAAAUUUUCUUUUCCUUCUUUUCGUCAAAUUAUUUUCCCAUCAAGUAGUAAAUGAAUAAUAAUGAGAACCUGUUCUCAUUUAUUGUUAGAAAGAAAUCAAAAUUAUUAUAAUUUACACUCUCCCGUAUCUAUAUUACUCUCAUGUUCUUGAUUUUUAUUAAUGUAUCACAUAUGAGAGUUGUUAAAAUUAACAAAUUAGUGUGCUAUUCGUCCAAUUUCACGUCGAGGGUGGAUGAUGUGAAGGAAAAUGUUAGGACGGGAGGAGCUGGGGGACCAAUCUACAUUCAAACUAGAUUAGGGUAAGCAUUAGGAAGGGGAUUUACAUCUAAGACUCGAUGGGAGUGUCACUUUAUUUUGGACUGUCCAAAUAAGUAAACAGCUGUAAUACGUGGUAGGCAGCGA